This is a messenger RNA of Arachis duranensis, 2094 nucleotides long. Its product is annotated as probable serine/threonine-protein kinase PBL1. Gene Ontology annotation, molecular function: protein kinase activity; ATP binding. The transcript is spliced from 5 exons. The record is from RefSeq and is a predicted model, not a curated record. NCBI's taxonomy places the organism in Eukaryota, Viridiplantae, Streptophyta, Magnoliopsida, Fabales, Fabaceae. Gene Ontology annotation, biological process: protein phosphorylation. Bases 276 to 1913 code for a protein of 545 amino acids.
ACUCUCUUUCUCUCUCUUCCUUGAAUACUUUCUUCUCUCUCUUGUCUCACUUUCUCUCUCUAAAAUCUUCACACUUCCCAGCCAGCUUUUCCAAUCUGCUUUCUUUGACUCGAUAAGGGGGUUUUCUUCUCCGUAGAAUCAAAACCACAAAAGUUCCCAUUUUUACCCCCAUUUUCCCCCUUCUUCACUCCGACUUGCAUCUUGCAUGAGCUCCAAUCUCGCAUAUCGACAUAAGCAAAGUAGUUCUAUAGAACAACCUAGUACCUGUACAAAGGAUGGGGUGUUUUACUGUUUUGAAAAGCAAGAAGAAAAAGCAUGACCAAAUUGCAUAUGUAAAACGAGUAAGCCACAGUGAGCAUGUACCUACAAUAUUGCCUGAACCUCAUACUCGCACGCUCCAAUCUGCACCUCCUAGUUUUAGGACAAGAGUUAAACCCAUUCAACCUAGUAAAAUGACUUACAAUAGAACAAGAGCAUUAUCUGCUCCAUCAACUCUUGACGCAGCGGAACAAGAUGCUUUGGCUUCGGUUGAGUAUGAGGAACAAGAAGAGUUGAGACACCGAGGAGGAGGAUCAAUGAAGGAGCAGCAUUUGUCUAGCCCACAACCUUUACCGCUUCCAUCUCCUAAGGGUGGCAGUUCAUUGAACGCAAUGGGCAGCUUUAAGUCAGUGACAGCUAAUGUUCCUCCAAAUUCUUCUGGACCUUUGCCGCUUCCACCUACAGGGUCACUUCGAAACUUUCAGUAUGAGGAAAUUGCAGCUGCUUGCCUCAAUUUCUCCUUGGAUCGAUGCAUGUCGGAAUGCCUUUCUUCCACCAUAUAUAAAGCUUCCUUUGGCGAUGAUUCUUCUUCAAGCUCAAAGAAGUUUGAAGCCACUGUCACGCGUCUACACCCAUCAAAUCAGGGCUUAAAGGAAUUCAUAAGUGAGGUCAAUACUAUAGCAUCUUUGCAGCAUCCAAACCUCUGUAAAUUGCUAGGGUUUCAUGCGCGUGAAGGUAAGGAACAAAGAAUGUUGGUUUAUGAGAGGCUAUACCAUGGAAGCUUGGACCGCCUGUUGUACGUGAGAUCUGAUGGCCCGUCUCUUGAUUGGAACACAAGAAUGAAAAUCGCUAUAUGUGCUGCACAAGGUCUUACUUUCUUGCAUGAAGAAGGGCCUUUUCAGGCAAUGUAUAAUGAAUUCUCAACAGCUAACAUACAGAUAGACAAAGAUUUCAGUGCCAAGCUUUCAGGGUACGGUUGCGUUGGACAACUUCCUGAGGAAGAGAUAUCGAGCAGUUCAUCCGCUGUUGGCAACCUAUCAAUGGAGACACUGGAAAAAGGAAUGCUCACACCAAAAAGCAACGUAUGGAGUUUUGGAAUUUUUCUUCUAGAGCUUCUUACUGGAAGAAAGAAUCUGGAUAGUCGUCACCCCAAGGAAGAGAGAAAUUUGGUCAAGUGGAGCCGUCCCUUCCUAGCCGACGAUUAUCGACUCUCAUUGAUUAUGGAUCCUCAACUCAAGGGUCGCUUUCCCUCCAAAGCAGCGAGAACUGUAGCUGACAUUGCCCAAAGAUGCCUUCAGAAGGAGCCGUCUGAGAGACCAACCAUGAGGACUGUUGUCAAGCACCUAAAAAUGAUACAGGAUUUAAAGUAUUCUUGCCGUUUCCCGCUUCAAGAACCAGCCACAAUCUCCGGAAAACAUAUGUCGAGAUCCCCAAGUCUUAACGGCAUCAUCAGCCCUGCUCCUAGGCUGAGUUACUCGCCGUCUCCCCCACCAGCAGUGGCCCCGCCAUCUGUUUCACCUCCAAGAUGGUCCGGAGUCCCGUUCCUUCCUCCGCGUGCGUGUUCCUCUACCCUCUCCCUGGAGGAGCUCGAUAGGCAGGAGAGCCGCAAGUCAUCGUCCUCGGCCUCUAGGAGGGCUAGUGUGGAAGGUUUUUGAAUGUCUAUAACUGUUCCAUUUUUUAUUUAUUAUUUUUUUUGGUGUGUUCAACACAAAUUUAUAGCAGAUAAAAAAGAUGUGGUUCUUCCACCCUUUUUUCUUUUUUCCUUUCUGGAUCCCUCAGUCGUGAUGUUGAGAGGAUGCUACUUUGUAGAUAUAGUGCAAAGUUUUAAGUUUAUAU